CAACAAACAGGUUUGUAUUUCGUUAAACCCUUCAUCGUUGCAUUCAUCCCAUGUGUUCAUCACAAAUCGCACUGUGACCAAGCAGAACUCGACGCCACAGCUACUAAGUAAGCCGCCACAGCGCUGUCACCUGCUUGUACUACGCCCAACGUCAUCUCACUGCUAAGUCAACAUUGCCUCAACGCGCGCAUUUUGCCAUCAUCAUUAUCGUCAUCAUCAUCACCUUCAAGCACUACCCUCCGUUUCCCUACUCAACAGUCUAAUUCCACAUCUCAUCUCAUCUCAUCUCGCCUCCCCAACCCCCUUCAGUCUAGUCUAUCCAAUCCACAAUGAGCAGCAGCAGCAGCCUCCUCACCGAACCCGCGCAACACCCCGUUCCCCGGUCCAAAGCCCCAUGGACGCUAAAAGCCGAGUCUUACUUCUUGUUCCUGUCGCUGAGAGAAUUGCCGCAGGGCGUGUAUGAUUCGCUUGAGGCAGCGUGGGGGAAAGAGGAGGGGGAAAAGGGUGUAGGUGCGUUUCGGGGCGGAUUGGGCGCCGUGGUCAUUGUGAGGUAUAGUUGGACGCCUGUUGGUCCCUACGAUGAACUGAUGCUGAUCCCCGGAAACUUCACUGUCCCCCAGCCUUCCAAUGGCCCGCCCAAGAUCCCCAAGAAAGCACUCAGAAUAGCCAGAAUCUACGUUUCCCAACGCACCACAGUAUAUAACGGCCGCUUGAACUGGAACAUACCAAAACAUCUGGCGCGAUUCUCCUUCUCUGCGCCCCCAACACUCAAGGGCCAGUCCCCACCGCCGUGUCUGGAUGUCAAAGUCUUCCCGCCCGGAACAAAGGAAGGCGAUGGCGUGAAACCCUUUUUCGCUUGUACAUUGAAGCCGUGGAAAUGGAUGCCCAGUCUACCUGUCAAUACGGCGUGGGUCCCCAUCAGCACCAGGCAUGUCCAGCCGCCUAUUCCUGAGCCUGCGGGCCAUCGCGCGGCCGCUCAAGAAGCUAUUCGAGGCCCGGAAAUUGACCCGUAUGAUGUUAGCUCGAAGGGUGAGGAGUCGCUUUGUGUUGGGACAGAUCGAUGGACGGCGUUUGAUAUCGAGGCCAAGGUCCCGAGGGCGAGGGCGUGUUGGGUUACUAUGGGAGAGGCAGGUUCGGAUGACGAGGGGCGUGCAAGGUACUUUCCUCAGGGACUGCGGCCGUGGAGUGUUGCGGGCUGGCUUGAAGAGGGUGUUUUGGAGAUUACGGAGCCGUUGGAGUGGAAGCUGUAAUGGAGGAAGGCUAAAUUGCUCCCGCGUCCUCGAGUCUGCCAUCUUGAUCAACGCAUCGUAUCAUUUGGGAAUAUCAACAUCACAGAGCUUUCUAUAUUUCUCGGCCAUUAAUUUCACUCGAUCCUAGACUACUUUCGAGUUCUGUACCCUGUCUUUGGCGUCGGGCACGCGCUCCCCUCUUGUUUACAUCCGUCACGGUGAAAGAAACUCUAGUCGCGUCUUUGCGCACUAUUGCCCUGGCCCCAUCCUCACCUCACGCAUUGAUAAGCCUGUAUUUAUUCAGCUUCGCGUACCCACCCGUCUAUCACACCAACUGCUCUCGUCUUCCUCAACUCUGAACACCGAGCACUCAUAUCACUCUCCCUCCGAGCGAUAGUUAAGCUGUACCUUCCUAGACAAAGCCUACAACAGGUGAGUAAGUCCUCAAAUCCAGCCCACCU
Cucurbitaria berberidis CBS 394.84 is the source of this 1690-nucleotide messenger RNA. RefSeq lists its product as uncharacterized. The transcript is spliced from 2 exons. NCBI's taxonomy places the organism in Eukaryota, Fungi, Ascomycota, Dothideomycetes, Pleosporales, Cucurbitariaceae. Bases 330 to 1250 code for a protein of 306 amino acids. The record is from RefSeq and is a predicted model, not a curated record.